Adelges cooleyi (spruce gall adelgid) is the source of this 1793-nucleotide messenger RNA. It is a transcript of the gene Rab35, whose product is annotated as ras-related protein Rab-35. Gene Ontology annotation, molecular function: GTPase activity; GTP binding. Gene Ontology annotation, biological process: endocytic recycling. The record is from RefSeq and is a predicted model, not a curated record. NCBI's taxonomy places the organism in Eukaryota, Metazoa, Arthropoda, Insecta, Hemiptera, Adelgidae. Gene Ontology annotation, cellular component: plasma membrane; endosome membrane. The coding region runs from base 581 to 1189 and encodes 202 amino acids. The transcript has 5 exons.
GAUGUUGAAAAAACAGAACAAAAUAUCACAAAAUAUUAUUAUUAGUGUACAAUAGGUAGGUAUUUGAAUAAUUUGAUUGCAGAGUGCAGCGGCCGAUAUCCAAUGUUACAAAUAUUCGAAGGGCAAAGAAAACCGGAAUUAUUACUUGAUAACAAAUGAUAAUUUGAUGGUUACCAGACCGUAUUAUUUUGACCAUGGUGUGUAUUCAUCGCCAUUAUCAGAGAACGGUUUUUGUCUUCCGUUUUUCGUAUAGAUGAUUCAUGUUGUGAUUGUGAUGAGAAAAAUUUAAUUUUUCCACCGUGAUAAUUUCGUUAGUUUUGUGCUGACCGCCGUUUUUUUAUUUUUAUUUUAAUAAAAAAAUUGUUCCUAUAUUGCGCGUGACAAUUCACAAUUCAACUACAGGUACCGGUUUUGUACACAACACAUCAAUAACACUUGGACUCUACACUCUCGGUGGCUAUUCUGACGGGUUUGCACUGUCAGAUAAUACCUACAAUACCAGAUGCUUUAUCCCGUAGAUUUGAACGCGAAAUCAUUAAAGUAACGCCUUUGUUUUCCAAUAUAACUGUCCAAAAACGUAAUGGCUAAAGAGUAUGACCAUCUGUUCAAGUUGUUGAUAAUUGGAGAUAGUGGUGUCGGUAAAAGUUCACUGCUAGUCCGCUUUGCUGACAAUACAUUUUCGGGUAGUUAUAUAACGACAAUAGGCGUCGACUUCAAAAUCCGAACGGUCGUGGUUGACGGAGAAAAAGUUAAACUACAAAUAUGGGAUACGGCCGGUCAAGAAAGAUUUAGAACUAUCACAUCCACAUAUUAUAGAGGAACACACGGCGUCAUAGUUGUGUAUGAUGUAACCAAUGGAGAUUCAUUUGCAAACGUUAAACGGUGGCUACAUGAAAUUGACCAAAAUUGUGAGGUCGUUAAUAGGAUACUAGUGGGAAACAAAAACGAUGCUCCAGAUCGAAAAGUAGUGCUCACGGAAGAUGCUAAGAGAUUUGCCGAUCAAAUGGGCAUCCAAUUAUAUGAAACUAGCGCCAAAGAUAAUAUAAAUGUUGAACAGAUGUUUAUGUCGAUCACUAAACAAGUAUUGCGGAAUAAAAAAGAAACCAAGGAAAGACAAGUUCAUCAAAGCGAUGAUGUAGUGUACCUUCGAAAAGGACAUUCUAAAGGAGCAAAAAGAAAAUGUUGUUAAAAUUUGUUUCUGCCUCUGUAAGUUUUUUUCCAAGUUUUAUGCUAUAAUUAAUUAUAACAGUUAUUAAUUAAUUAUAACUUUACAAACUACUAUUAUUAUUUUAUUUUAUUAUUAUAAUUUUUUUUUUUUUUUUAUGUUACCACAUACACUUUAUAUAUAUAUUUAUAAUAUGUGAAUACACCAGCUCAAUUUUUUUAUUUCACAUAAAAAAUACAUACUAUUUUAAAUUUUAACUGAAUUUAUCUCAUUUUUUUUAAUUAGUUACAAUAUUUAAAAAUACUAUAUGAUCAUUAUAAUCAUACAUACUCUGUUAGUUAUAAUUUUUUUUUUUCCAACAAUUUGGUGCUGAAUUAUUAUGUCAACAUUAUAAAUGAAAUAUAUUUACAUCUUGCCUUAUACAAGUAAAAUAAAUGCUGGUAUGUGAUAAUUUUAUAAUAUUUUCAGGUAUAUUGCUUUAUAGUUUAAAUAUGUAUAAAAAUUAUUUAAAUAUAUCAGGUUCAUCUUUUAUGAGAAAUAAAUUAAUAUAUUAAAAAAAUCUUUAUAAUUAAGCUUUUGUAGACAAAUAUAGCAAAAAAAAAAAAAAACGAUUUAAUGUAUACAAAAA